Molecule: messenger RNA, 2865 nt
Organism: Iphiclides podalirius (scarce swallowtail)
Lineage: Eukaryota; Metazoa; Arthropoda; Insecta; Lepidoptera; Papilionidae
Source: the annotation of a GenBank genome assembly
AUGGUUAGGAGCGGACGAGACCGUGAUAGAGACCGUGAUCGUAGACGGUCUCAUAGCCGUUCAGCCACGCCCGAUCGUAAACGCAGACGAUCAAGAUCUCGCAGUAGGGAUCGGAGUUCCAAGUCCUCCAAAAGAAAACGUAGCCGCAGCAGAGACAGGGACUCUAAAAGAGAUCGAAGCAGGGAUAGAGACCGUGAUAGAAAAAGUGAUAAGAGAGAUGACAAGAGAAAUGGAUCCAGCAGCAAGUCAUCACGAAAAAAAUCUCCUGAUAAAGAUAGGAAAGAAAGAUCUAAGUCUAAAGAAAAACAGGAUAAAAAAGACUCAAGUGAUUACAAUCUAGGUUCAGUUGAUAAGGAAGAGGAACAGAGCCGUCUGGAAGCUGAGAUGCAGAAAAGACGUGACCGAAUUGAACGUUGGCGCGCUGAACGUAAACGGAAAGAACUGGAGUCAGCAAAGAAGGAAGUCCAAAAGGGCAGCAUUGUAACCAGUAUACAAACACCAACAUCCAAAAAAUGGUCAUUAGAAGAUGAUUCCGGGGAAGAAGGUGAAGAUGGUGAAGCCAAAGAGAAAGCAAAUGCCGAAGCGAAAAAGGAAGAGGAAGAUGAAAUAGAUCCAUUAGAUGCCUAUAUGCAGGAAGUGCAACAAGAAGUACGAAAGGUAAAUCAGAUAGACCAGUCCAGAGGUCUUAUAAGUGUACCAUCUGCUGGUGGUGGUACAGGUGUGGUGAUACUAACUGGAACAGCUAAAAAGAAAGUUGCAGAACAAAAGAAUAAAGGUGAAUUAAUUGAACAGAACCAGGAUGGCUUAGAAUAUUCUUCAGAGGAAGAAACAGAGGAUAUUAAAGAUGCAGCAGCAAAUCUUGCAUCAAAACAAAGAAAAGAGCUUGCCAAAGUUGACCAUGCAAGUUUACAUUAUAUGCCCUACCGGAAAGCUUUUUACACUGAGGUCAGUGAGUUGUCCAGAAUGACUCCAGAAGAAGUUGAAGCUUACAGGGUAGAAUUAGAAGGGAUCCGUGUCAAAGGCAAGGGCUGUCCAAAGCCGAUAAAAACAUGGGCCCACUGUGGGAUUAGUAAGAAGGAGAUGGAUAUUUUAAAGAAGUUGAACUUUGAGAAGCCUACACCUAUACAAGCACAAGCAAUUCCAGCUAUCAUGUCAGGAAGAGACUUGAUUGGCAUUGCCAAGACUGGCUCAGGCAAAACCUUAGCUUUCAUCUUACCCAUGUUCCGACAUGUUUUGGAUCAGCCACCACUGGAGGACACUGAUGGCCCAAUAUCCCUUAUAAUGACGCCCACCAGAGAGCUUUGCAUGCAAAUUGGAAAGGACAUCAAAAAAUUCGCAAAGUCCUUGGGAUUGAGGGUUGUUUGUGUUUACGGUGGUACUGGGAUUUCAGAGCAGAUCGCCGAGCUGAAAAGAGGCGCCGAGAUGAUAGUUUGCACGCCGGGCCGGAUGAUCGACAUGUUGGCCGCCAACUCGGGUCGAGUGACCAACUUGCGGCGAGUCACUUAUGUGGUGCUGGAUGAGGCGGAUCGUAUGUUCGACAUGGGUUUCGAGCCGCAGGUUAUGAAAAUCAUAGACAACAUACGGCCUGACCGACAGACCGUAAUGUUCAGUGCAACUUUUCCGAGGCAAAUGGAGGCCCUUGCGAGGCGCAUACUGCAGAAACCUAUUGAAAUACAAGUCGGUGGAAGGAGUAUCGUGUGCAAGGAGGUCGAACAGCACGUCGCCAUAUUGGAGGAAGACGCAAAGUUCUUCAAACUGCUGGAACUGCUCGGCCUGUACAGCCAGAUGGGCAGCAUCAUUGUGUUUGUGGACAAGCAGGAGAAUGCUGACAGCCUGUUGAAGGACCUCAUGAAGGCAUCAUACUCUUGCAUGAGCCUUCACGGAGGCAUCGAUCAGUUCGACAGGGACUCUACGAUUGUGGACUUCAAGUCGGGCAAGGUGCGUUUGCUGGUGGCGACCAGCGUGGCGGCGCGCGGACUGGACGUGAAGCAACUGGUGCUGGUGGUGAACUACGACUGCCCCAACCACUACGAGGACUACGUGCACAGAUGCGGUCGUACAGGGCGCGCGGGCAACAAGGGCUACGCGUGGACGUUCCUCACGCCGGAGCAGGGCCGCUACGCGGGCGACGUGCUACGCGCCUUCGAGGUGGCAGGCGCUACGCCGCCGCCGGAGCUACGCCGCUUGUGGGAGCAGUACAAGGAGGCGCAAGAGAAGGACGGCAAGAAGGUGCACACGGGCGGCGGGUUCAGCGGCAAAGGCUUCAAAUUCGACGAGUCCGAGGCGCAGGCGGCGUCUGAGAAGAAGAAGUACCAGAAGGCAGCACUCGGCCUACAGGACUCCGAUGACGAAGACGUAGAGGGGGAUCUGGACCAGCAGAUCGAAACGAUGCUGGCUGCCAAGAAGAUUGUCAAAGAGAUCAAGCCGGGCGUGGCGGCGGACGGGGCGGUACCGUGGCGCUACUAUCGACCGGGCGUGGCGGCGGGCGGUGCGGCGGCUGCCGCGGCGGCGGCCAGCACGGACGGCAAGCUGGAGCUGGCGCGGCGGCUCGCGUCGCGCAUCAACAUCGCCAAGGGGCUGGGUGCAGAGCACAAGGGCGCCACGCAGCAGGCCGCCGAGGCAAUCCUCAAGGGCUCGCCCUCCACGCACACGCUCAUCACGGCGAAGACCGUCGCCGAACAGCUGGCCGCGAAGCUGAACACGCGCCUGAACUACCAGCCUCGCGACGAGACCAACACGGAGCCGGCCGAGGAGGUGUUCCGCAAAUACGAGACCGAGCUGGAGAUCAACGACUUCCCGCAGCAGGCGCGGUGGCGGGUCACCAGCAAGGAGCUCCGUUCCGACCUGGACAUCUGGUUUGGAAUU